Messenger RNA from Encephalitozoon romaleae SJ-2008, 1086 nucleotides. Its product is annotated as chromatin assembly factor 1 subunit P60. The transcript has a single exon. Gene Ontology annotation, molecular function: protein binding. Gene Ontology annotation, cellular component: CAF-1 complex; nucleus. Gene Ontology annotation, biological process: DNA replication-dependent chromatin assembly; nucleosome assembly. The record is from RefSeq and is a predicted model, not a curated record. Bases 1 to 1086 code for a protein of 361 amino acids. Lineage: Eukaryota; Fungi; Microsporidia; Unikaryonidae.
AUGGAAGGACUAAAAAAAUGGUACCCGAUAGAGGUGACGACACACAACCUGCACUUCCAUGAGGAGGCAUCUAUAUUUACAAUGCAUGGAAAUGAAAAGUUCAUAGCUACUGGGGGAGGAGACAAAGAUAUAAGGUUGUGGAGAGUGGAGAAGGAUACAUGCAAGGGCAUAGAUUUUUGCUACACCACAGCGAUUGAUUCUUCAAUAAAGAUAAAAUACCAUGCUGUGCUUUCCGGGCAUCACAGAAGUGUGAAUUGUGUUAGAUUUAAUGGAGACAUACUGGCAUCUUGCUCUGAUGGAGGAGAGGUCAUAUUGUGGAAGGGAAGGAAGGCCUAUGUGGUAAGAAGGAUUGAUGGAGACGAUGCAUAUGAGCUUGUAUGGGGAUGCAGACAUCUCUUUGUUGGAUUUUCUAGUGGAAAUAUAUUAGUGUACCAGGUGACUUCGGACAACAAUUUCCUUGAUACUGCCGAUGCAAUUAACGAAGGUGAAUUUAACGAAGCUUCAGAUAGUGAAUGCUCCCCUGGAAAAGAGAAGGAUUGUAAGCAGGGAAUAUCUACCAAACUAGUGCAGAAGAUAAAGUGCCACGAGGACAUAAUCCAAGGUCUUGCAUUCAACCAUCACUUCAAUGUUCUGACGUCUCUGAGUAAGGAUUGCACAGGAAAGACAUUUCUGUUUACAGAUAAGCUUAUUGAGAUAGAAAAGAUGGAGUAUCAUGAUGGAAACAAGCUUUUCUCUACUGGAAGAGGAUUCUUCAGGAGGCUUUCGUAUUCUCCAGAUGGGAAGCUUUUGUAUCUUGUGUGCUGUAGAUCAAACAGCGUUGUAGUGCUUCACUAUCCAUUCCGAAUGGAGCAUGUGUAUGCAACGAUAGGCCCCUUUGAUUCUGAGCCUCUGAAGGUUGUGUGUGGAGAAGAUAGGGUAUUUAUCACGACAAAGAAGAGCCUGUAUAUGGUUGCCCAUAACAAGCCGGCGUUGUGUGUGGAUAACAUUUCCUUUAUGACCAUAACUGAUGGGCAUGUGUUUGAUGGUGUUUGCUUUCUAUCCUCUUUGGACGGGUUUCUGUCAUCGAUACGCAUGAAAGAAGAUUAG